CCUCCCACCCCAGCCCUAGCCUCUCACUUCCGGGACCCUUCAAUCUCGGGCAGCCCAGCGGUUGCUAGGAGACGGUGAGCCGUUGCUUCGGCGCGGGCUGGUGACGUCACCGCCGCUUCCGGUUCCUAGCGCGCGGCGCCGGCUGGAGCCAGCAUGAUCCACUGGGUCGCUAGCCCAUUGCCUGGAAGAGCCCACUCGCCCUGGACCAGCCCUUCGGCAGCCAAAGACCGCCCUUGAGGAUGACUGAGACAUUAUGGGCCACGCACUGUGUGUCUGCUCUCGGGGAACUGUCAUCAUUGACAAUAAGCGUUACCUCUUCAUCCAGAAAUUGGGGGAGGGUGGGUUCAGCUAUGUGGACCUAGUGGAAGGGUUACAUGAUGGACACUUCUACGCCCUGAAGCGAAUCCUGUGUCAUGAGCAGCAAGACCGGGAGGAGGCCCAGCGAGAAGCAGACAUGCAUCGCCUCUUCCAUCACCCCAACAUCCUCCGCCUUGUGGCUUACUGUCUGAGAGAGCGGGGUGCUAAGCAUGAAGCCUGGUUGCUGCUACCGUUCUUCAAGAGAGGUACACUGUGGAAUGAGAUAGAGAGGCUGAAGGACCAAGGCAAUUUCCUGACUGAGGACCAAAUCCUUCGGCUGCUACUGGGUAUCUGCCGAGGCCUGGAGGCCAUUCAUGCCAAAGGCUAUGCACACAGGGACCUGAAGCCCACCAAUAUUUUGCUUAGUGAUGAGGGGCAGCCAGUUUUAAUGGAUCUGGGUUCCAUGAAUCAAGCAUGCAUCCAGGUAGAGAGCUCACGCCAGGCCCUAGCUCUGCAGGACUGGGCAGCCCAGCGGUGCACCAUCUCCUACCGGGCACCUGAGCUCUUUUCUGUGCAGAGCCACUGUGUCAUCGACGAACGGACUGAUGUCUGGUCCCUAGGCUGUGUGCUUUAUGCCAUGAUGUUUGGAGAAGGCCCUUAUGACAUGGUGUUCCAGAAGGGUGACAGUGUGGCCCUUGCCGUGCAGAAUAAACUCUGCAUCCCACAGAGCCCCAGGCAUUCAUCAGCAAUGCUGCAGCUGCUGGACUCUAUGAUGACUGUGGAACCCCAACAGCGCCCUCACAUUCCUCCUCUACUCAGUCAGUUGGAGGCAAUGCAGCCGCCAGCUCUUGGCCAGCACACCACCCAAAUCUGAACAAACCAAUGGGCAUAUUGAGAAGAUGGCCCCGUGUGCCUUACAAAGAGGCUCCCAUCCUUCAUAGAACUCCAUCUAUUUUACCUGGGACUGCUUACAACAAGGCCGAGGCCCAUCACCUCAGUCCUGUGUCCGCUUUUCUGCUCUCUUGCCCCAGUACCUGGGCAAGGGGCCUAACUAAGGGUGGGUAAGGGAGUGAAACUGAGAAAAAUACUACAUGGCUCUAAGCUGGACUGUUGGGCUCACAUCAUAUUCUGCCUCUAAUCUGGAAAGAGGAGAAUGUAUAAACAGAAUAAAAUGAAAACAGGCUGGUC
Jaculus jaculus (lesser Egyptian jerboa) is the source of this 1485-nucleotide messenger RNA. RefSeq names its product serine/threonine kinase 16 (gene Stk16). Gene Ontology annotation, molecular function: protein serine/threonine kinase activity; ATP binding. Gene Ontology annotation, cellular component: cytoplasm; Golgi apparatus. The transcript is spliced from 8 exons. The record is from RefSeq and is a predicted model, not a curated record. Bases 254 to 1171 code for a protein of 305 amino acids. Lineage: Eukaryota; Metazoa; Chordata; Mammalia; Rodentia; Dipodidae. Gene Ontology annotation, biological process: protein phosphorylation.